Messenger RNA from Phycomyces blakesleeanus NRRL 1555(-), 873 nucleotides. RefSeq lists its product as hypothetical. Bases 1 to 873 code for a protein of 290 amino acids. Lineage: Eukaryota; Fungi; Mucoromycota; Mucoromycetes; Mucorales; Phycomycetaceae. The record is from RefSeq and is a predicted model, not a curated record. The transcript has a single exon.
AUGUCUCAAACUACUCAGUACUCACAUUCCUGCAGAUGUGGAUCUAAUACACACAUAAGAACAAUGCACAGAGAUUGUCCAUUGAAUAGUGCAGUAUCAUAUGUACAAGCUCAAAACUAUUAUUGCCCAAGUUGUGAAUUAACAGGACACAGGCAAUCAACUCAUUGCAGCUGCCCUAAUAAUGCAAUCAACAUCAAUGAGAAUAUGAGCACAAAUAACGAAGAGAGAAUAAAAGAGGACACUUCUUCCCGCGUUGUUCAGAGUGUACCUGAACAGACAGUAAUUGGAACGUGCACUUGCUCAAGCUGUGGCUCAAAUACACAUUUAAGAAUAAGUCACCAUGAUUGUCCUUUUAAUCCCAAGAGAGUCAAUGGAAUGAACGAAAAUAUCUCUGCUACUUUACAGUAUAGAAUUGCUCGCAUGGUCCCAUUUAUCCCUGAAAACAUUAUUGGGCCAAACAUUUGUUUACAUGAGGGAGACCAAUAUCGUAGACAUGUUUUCCCACCAAUGGAACGUACAUGUCUUUAUUGUAAUGCCCGUAUGUGGAUUGAUGAGUGUCUACAAGCAAGUAGCUCAACAAGCCCAAGGUUUGGAUUGUGCUGUUCUAAUAGAAAAAUUACUGUUCCAUUACCUCUUGUACCACCACAAGCAUUAUUGGAUUUUGUAACAAACUAUGAUCAAUCCAACCAACAAGCUGAAAACUUUCAUACAAACAUUAGAGCUUUCAAUAAUGCUUUUGCAUUUGCUUCAAUCAAGGCAAAUGUUGACAAAAAUUUAGCCAGUGGAAGAAAUGGUGUUUUCACAUUCUGUAUAAAUGGUACAAUGUACCAUAAUAUUGGCUCACUUCGUUCUCAAGAUCCUACUACUGCAUGA